Messenger RNA from Solenopsis invicta (red fire ant), 4256 nucleotides. RefSeq lists its product as uncharacterized. The coding region runs from base 581 to 1699 and encodes 372 amino acids. The record is from RefSeq and is a predicted model, not a curated record. The transcript has 8 exons. NCBI's taxonomy places the organism in Eukaryota, Metazoa, Arthropoda, Insecta, Hymenoptera, Formicidae.
GGUUAGGCGGGACGGCGGAAGGCGCCGGAAGGUCGUAGCGUGUUGUGGCGCAUUUGGGCGCAUUUCAACUUGCAUCCUCGUCAUCCCGUACGAGUUUUUGAUGCGAGCGAGUGUUUCGAGAGUGAAGUGAAAUGUCGGGCGCUCGUGCCAACAUCCGUCGCGUCGGAUACGCGAUGCGUGGUGCGAAGUCGUGUCGCGCGUUCAAUCGUGUUUCGCAUCUUCUCCGUUGCUUCGUAUCCCGAGCUCCAGACGCGUGUGAGUAACAGAAGUGUUUCGAGAGCGCUGAAAACGUUCGUGCGAAAUUGUGAAUCAAGACGAAUCGUCGUGAGGAGGAUCUCUGAUCUCGAAUAUUCGAGAGCUACGGCCGAGACGGAGCUGGACGGAGUGAUCAUGCAGCAGCGAACGCGUGUUUUAGGUUAGCUAUACUGCGGCAGAACCGGUUAAAGAGAGCGCGGUGCAGCGCGGUGUGCGCGAAGUGCAGUGCCAUUGACCAGUUGCGAAUCACCUGACGACCCUUCCGUCAAAGGCACUGCGCUCCAGCGAGGAAACGAACGUCCAAGCAGUUAAAUGACGAGCGAUCAUGGCAACGCCCACCUGUGAUAAGAAAGCGAGGGUGAUCGUUUUAGGAGGAUGUGGUUUCAUCGGCCGUAAUCUCGUGGGAUAUUUGUUGGAUAACGAUCUGGUGUCCUAUGUGCGAGUCGUGGACAAAGUACCGCCGCAGACCGCCUGGCUCAAUGCGAAACACCAGCAAGUAUUCGAGCAUCCGUUACUCGAGUUUAAAAGCGCCAAUUUAAUUAACAUAGUGUCCUGCCAAAACGCGUUUUCUUCCGAUGAGCCUAUUGAUUAUGUGUUCAAUUGCGCCGGGGAGACGAAGAGCGGCCUAACCGAUCCAGUGUACAAAGAAGGUAUUUACAAAUUGAGCCUAAACUGCGCCCAGCAAGCGGCCAAAAUUCGAGCCUUGCGUUACGUCGAGAUAUCUUCCGGCAAUCUUAACGCCUCGGAAAAGACUCCUCACAAGGAAGACGACGCCGGAGAACCAUGGACGCUUGUUGCAAAAUACAAGUUACAAGUGGAACACGAACUGAAGAACAUACCAGAUCUAAAGUAUACCAUACUCAGACCGGCUAUUGUGUAUGGUUGUGGUGACAGAAACGGCCUAGCACCGAGAUUGGUAGUGGGUGCAGUUUAUAAACAUUUAGGAGAAAUGAUGAAAUUGCUCUGGGGUCCAGACCUUCAUAUGAAUACGGUACACGUAAGGGAUGUUGCCAGAGCUAUCUGGCAUGUGGCUAACAGACCGGAAACAAUAGGCCAGACGUAUAAUCUCGUAGACGAGGGGGAUUCCACUCAAGGUUCCAUCAGUGCCAUAGUCUCGGAACUGUUUAAUAUCAAUCACGAUUACUGGGGCACUGCGCUAUCUACACUAGCCAAAACUGAUAUGAGUUCUGUUGUCGAGGAGGUAAAUGACAAACACAUGACCCCUUGGGCAGAAGCUUGUCGCAAGGAUGGAGUGGAGAACAGUCCUCUGUCUCCAUAUAUAGAUCAAGAACUCCUGUACAAUAAGCACUUGUAUUUACAGCCUGGAAAGCUGUCAAACACAGGAUUUACGUACCUGUAUCCUAAACUAACAAAAGAUGCUCUUACAGAGGUACUUAAUGAUUAUGUAAACAUGAGGAUCUUUCCGCAUUCCUUGGUCCUGUGAACUUAGCAAUACUAACUAUCUAAUUCGAAUACUGAUCAAUUCUCUUUUACACGAAGAUGCUACAAAUACCGGAUACAUACGGACGCCGAACGCUGUUUUCACCUUGUGCCUAGGGUUCUAUACAAGUUACAUAUAUUCUAUUAUACACGUUAUACAUCUUUACUUAACGUUUUACAGCAAAGUAAUGCUAAAUGGGUUUUAUAGAGAAGUGCGUAUGUAUGAACUUCGGAUAUUUCGUAGACGGCCUAUUGCCAAUGUGAUAAAGUAGCAAUUAACGUACUUAAUUUUAUCAUAGUUCUGGAAGUGCAGAACUUUUUCGCACCUUAAAGAUGACUAGUCAAACAGCGACAUUUAAGAACGAUUCGAAACAAUGUUCUUAUGCACGAAAAGAUAGGUAUGUGUAUAAGGAUAUCUAAACUUAAGACGUUCAUAGUCUAUAAAUCGAUUUCGAUAAAAAAAAUAUUUUAGAGGAUUAUUUUGGCCAAAAAGAAAACGCUUUUUAUAUGACAUUUUUUCAAGACUGUGAACCGCGUAUAAAGUUGUUGAAAAUUUAUAUACUUCUAUUGCUAGAUGCAUAACAAGAGUUCUUUUUAUAUCUGCUAUACAUUCCAAGAUGUAUAUCUUCCACACGCUGUGAAUCAAGUUGAGAAGUCUUUCUAUUGAACAAUUAUUAUGCGCAUAAUUUUAUUUGACAACCCUCGAGUAUGUGUACGACCUAAAAGGAUUGUACUAAAAGUACAAACUGUUAGAGAGGUACGUUUAAAAGAUAUUCCUACAAAAGAUAUUCCUUAUUGAUAUAUGAAUGAUUGUUCAUAUUGGUAGAUUUAUAUAUAAACUGUGCGUGUUUGCACGUAUAUACCUAAUAUAAAACAAAUAAGAAUUAUAUUCUAUUCUAUUGAAUGUCUCUUAAAGAUAUUAAUAAGUGUACUUUACACUUUCGAUAUUCUGUUGUUACGCCAACGUUGCUACGAAUUCUUUGAUAAUAAAGUUGCUCCAUUUAUGAAACUGUAUUGACUCAUUAUACCCUGUAAUGCCAAAUUCUUCAUGCUGUAGAAGGGAUGUAUUAUUUUUUUCUAUACACCAAAUAUGCAUUUGUACACUGUCUUAAUUUUAUUGAAUCAGUGGUUACAACAAGACGAUGUGUUCAAGAAGGGUCAACAGUAUUAUUAAAUAUUUAGUGUAUUUAGUCUUAAUACUUCAAACAAUAAGAUUAUAUAAUUUCAUGUAGUUCAUUAUACGUAAUAUAUUAAAAUAUAUAUUUUAAUGUUUUUCGCAGGUAAUAUGUAUAUACAAUCGCAGGUAAAAGUAUGUACAAACUGCACACUAAAGAAUAAUUGUCGCAUCGAGAUAUAAUAGAUCUAAAUCGGAAAGAUGGGCGAAAUGAGGGUUUACGGAAAAUAAAUUAAUAGUCUUCUUAAUAUAUAAUAAUUAUAAUUAACGAUAAUAGUAUAAAUGAAAUAAAAUUACUGGAUUCUCUUCUCCUGUAUAUAUUAGAUGUAAAACAAAGUGUAAUGUCUCGGCUAUCAUAUAUAUUGUACAUAUACUGUAUGUGCUGCUACACACACGCAAUAUAUGUGUAUACAUAUAUAUGUGUAUAUAUAAUAUAUAUUAUAUAUAUUGUAUACACGCGCGUGCGUAUAUAUUCACCGGGCGUGAAAAUAUAAUCUUUGAGGUAAACUGCAUUUAAAAAAAUUGUAAACAAUAGUCUAAUAGGUACCGACGUUAAGUUAAAAUUAAGUAAUGUAAAUCACCCUGUGCAGAGUGACAAUUACGGAGGUAUAUUCGUUCGACUAGAGCCGCCGUACAAUACAAUCGAUACUUGCUACUGGAUAUUUAACGCUACAGUUUGUCUGAUGAAUUAUAACGUACUCUGUAUGAAAGGAAUGUGUGUAUGUGUACAUCAUAUACGGAACGACCAAGUAGUCUUGCACGGAUUUCAUUUGUGUAAGCGCGAUUUAAAAGAUGAUAAAAUGUCCUUCUCUUUGGCUGCCGCAUUAUAGGUAUUUCUAAAUUAAGAUAGUGAAAAUAAUGUGCAAAAAUAGCUAAGCACAAGUAGCUAAUUGUUAAGAGAUUCACGACGACGAUAUCGUGCCUCUAAUACGGUAAAUCGUGAUAACUGAUGAUCAAUGAAUGCGCGCAAUAUUUAUUACGAUGAUAAAUAGAUUAUGAUCUAUGAUAUCAUUUGUCAUUUCCAACGUUUGCGUUCGCGGUAAUUACGAAGAACGCUAGACGUGAGAUGAUGCUUAUUGCUUUUGUAUGUACUAUAAGGUAAUAUUAUCUUCGUGGAUUUUGUACAUACGAAAUGCAUCACGUGAAGCCCUGCAGACCGUCCUCCUCUUGAAGAAGGGACGUCCUGUAAUCGCUUCGCGUAAGGCACUCCUUAACGCGACUUCUUCUGAACGGCGACUCUAUAGUCAAUUGUUCACGACGUAAAACUUAUCACAUCCACGAAAUUAUUCAAGAGCACUAUGGUAUGUGUGUACGGAGUGUUUGUCGUUUCAAUUAAAUUACUGAUUGCUAUUGGCGUUUCGCUCGCCGCUGCGGCUACCUCUUUCUC